Aspergillus candidus is the source of this 531-nucleotide messenger RNA. RefSeq names its product putative GPI anchored cell wall protein. The record is from RefSeq and is a predicted model, not a curated record. NCBI's taxonomy places the organism in Eukaryota, Fungi, Ascomycota, Eurotiomycetes, Eurotiales, Aspergillaceae. The coding region runs from base 1 to 531 and encodes 176 amino acids. The transcript is spliced from 3 exons.
AUGUUUUUCGCCAAGUCCGCUUUCCUGGUCUCGUUCCUGGCCCUCAGCAAUGUUGUUGUUGCGGCCGGCCCGUCCGCCUGUCUUCUAUCGGCUGUGGGUCAGCAGGAGAACCCGGCCGACAUGAAGGCCAUGUGUGUCACCAACACCAAGCGCGUGCAGAAGGAGAUCGCCGAUUCCUGCGGAAAGGACAAGGACGACGCUCUGAAGGAAUACGCCGAGACCUGCGCCGACAACGACCACAAAGUUGAAAUCGCCUCGAAAUCCUCGGAUAAUUCCGCCUCCAAGACCGGUGGCUCCCACUCGAGCGACAGCUCUGCCUCCGCGACCGGCGGCUCCUCCAGCAACGAUGAUUCCUCCAGCAGCGAUGACUCCUCCUCCUCCUCCUCCCCGUCCUCCGGUUCCAGCACCGGCUCGUCGGCGUCCGCCAGCGCUUCGCCUUCUGACUCGGUCUCGGCUGGUUCGUCCGACCGUCAGGUCUCUGCCGCUGCGUUUGCCGCCGUUGUCUUCCUGGGUUUUGCCGCUACUAUGUAG